Helicoverpa zea (corn earworm) is the source of this 1605-nucleotide messenger RNA. RefSeq lists its product as uncharacterized. Lineage: Eukaryota; Metazoa; Arthropoda; Insecta; Lepidoptera; Noctuidae. Bases 318 to 1079 code for a protein of 253 amino acids. The transcript is spliced from 3 exons. The record is from RefSeq and is a predicted model, not a curated record.
ACCAUGUUGGUUAGUACCCCAAAUUCCAGGAUAGAAAUUAAAUUCCUGUCUCCUGAGUUGUAUUUGAGAUUUUCAAAUAAUUAUUUGAAGUUUUUGAAUCAAGUUUUUAUUUAUUUUUAUUUAAGGUAAAGCUGCGUCGUGAAUUCAUGCAAUGGAACGUAAUUUUGACAGCUUUUGCCUCAGUCAUUAUUGUCAAAAAGUAGCUAUAUAAAUAAAACAAUUAUUUACAAUUUAAAUGUGUUUGAAUUCCAAUCUGUUAAUAUUGGUUUUUAAUUUAGUUUAGUAUCUGUGUUUAUUGUUACUUAUUAUUUACACGAAUGGCAGAUCACGAAUUUCAAUUCCCCGCACCAGUAUGUUCAAACGUUGCUGCAGAUAUUGCCAAGAACAGUACUAUUAUAGAAGAAGGUCCAAGGAUUUGUCCGCUAUGCAACUCAAUAGUUAGACUAUUUUAUAUACAUUACACUUCCAAAAUAUUAAUGUGUGAAAAUUUGAAGUGUGAAUAUCCAUUCGGAGAUGAUUUCACUAUUUAUGAAAGCGAUGAUGACGGUUACUUCUUAUCUGAACUAGAUUUAUCCAGCAUUAAAUCCAAAAAAGGCAGCCAGUUAGGCAAAGGCGCCAGUCGGAACAGAUGUACAUCAACACAGGGAACCUCAUCAGAACUAUCUACAGCAGAAUGGUCAGAAAUUAACAGAUUAAAUCAAGCCUAUGAUUCUGACGACAGUCUGACCUCAUCAAAAAUAUUCACAAAAAAAUCUAGCCAACGAAGAUUAGAGAAGAGAGCUAAAAGACAAGAAAACGAAGAAAAAAUUAAACAAAAUGUUGAGAAAAUAAAAGAAUUAAACAAAGUUCUAUUUAGUGAUGAAGAGAAAUUAGAUACAAUACAUAAUGAAAAAUGGUUAAAGAAUUUAUCAUCGAUGCAAUCAUCUUCAGGAAUGAGGCUAGUGAACGAUCAGGAAUUACAGAAACUGAAGAAGGCUGAGCAUGUUCCUGUAGGAGAGUUGAAAAUAGACAUCGAGGCCCGACAGGAUUCUAUAUCCUCGAUUAAAAUAGAAAUUGGAAAUCAACUAGCAAAGAAGUAGAAUAAUAUUUUUUUGCAUAAAUGGAAUAUUGUAAAACAUAUGGUUUUGAAGGAACCCUGUGUGACAAUAAUUUAUAAUUUUUAUUGUCAAGCUUGUAGUACAAUGAAUGGUGCUAUUAAAGCUAUUUUAUUUACUGGAACAUGUAUAAAAUAAUGUAUUACCUACAGGGUGUAUAUUACAGUAUACAGAAAGAAAGCGUAUUAUGUGGGUGUGUGAAGUUUAUUUUUUGUUAGUUAAGAUUUGUCUGCUUUUUGCUAUCAUGAAAAAUUGCCAGACACUUAUCCUAACAAUUUUACUCUGAUAUAUUUUCUUCAAUGUUGAGUUCAAAGUCAGGUGAUCCAUUUAAUAAUGUGAGCUUUUGUCUUAUACCCACUACUUUUGUAUAGUCGUACUAAAAAGGGACAGUCUGUCCUUUAUAUUUCCAACAGUUCAAUCAACAGCAUUACCUGGUGAGGUGGGAUACAGUAGAUCUGUGAUUUCAAUAUAUAUCUGUUUGCUUUUAUUUAUUUUCAUUUUAUUAAGAAAC